UCAAAUGGAUAAGAGUGGCUCGAGGAGUUGCACCUCGAGCACCACGGCAGCCACGAAAGCGCACACACCUUAUGUUUAUGUUAAUCCUUAACCAACCGGGAGUAAACAACGGCAACAACAACGCAGUACGGGACGCGAAUCCUCUCCGUACGGCCGUCGGGACCGAAUUUUUCGGCACCGUUUUCCACGCUGCUAGUGCGCAUUCCUGCACGCAGAGAGCCAGAGAUCCAGCCCGGCCAACGGAGAGCUGCUAGCGUUCCUCUUCACAACCCCGAACCGGUGCAUUCACCCCCGGAGGCUGGUGAAACACACCUCUGAUGUUUGGGCUUUACUGGAGACUCCGUGCGUCUGUUGUUUUGGAGACCCAAGGUGCACCAUGGGAUGGUUGCUUUGAUGAAUACGAGUACGGUCUUGCGUUCCGAGUCGACUGACCGGUGGCUGCGCCCGACGCCGCCUUCCAGGGCCCCGAUGGUGGACUAGAGAGGAGGAAAACACAACCACAACACAGGCCUUAAUUGGAGAAGAGGAAAGACCCAUUUAAAUCCUUUUUACGCUCGUCUUGGUGCUGUUGGAGCCCCGCAGUCAUGGGCAGGAGAGACGGAGCCUCCGGUUUUUCGACGCCUAUCCAGUGUCACUCCAGUUUCGGGUUUAUUUUAUGAGCCUAAACACUUUUUCUCGACCAUUGUAAGAUUAUUUGAAAAGAGGGACGCGGAUGCUUCACCCUCGCCUUACACAAGUGAAUGAUCAUAAACGCCUAAAAAAGUGUUUUGUUUUUGUUGCCUCAUCUUCGGAGAACUGCCUACCUCCUUGUUUCGCAUCAGGUCAGAGUUAUAUAAUACAGAAACAAAUCUGUAAGUCCAUGAGCACCGUUUCCACUGUUGAACUGAUACCUCAUGAAUCUACCUCAAAUAUACGUUUUUUCGCUACACCUCACAACUGGCCGAUGUGACUCCAGAUAAAUACCUCAGAUUGCGCAUGUUGUAAACCUGGGUUUGGGUAAAUGCUGCAGAUGGCUUCGUUUCCAGACUCGGACCUGCAGACCUGCCCGCUCUGCAAGGAGCUGUGCGGGUCCUCUGCUCCCAUUUCCUCCAGCUCUUCUACCUCUUCAUCUUCCUCACAUACCUCCUCAUCUUCCAGCCAGACCACCAGGAGGCUCCACGUCCUGCCCUGCCUCCAUGCCUUCUGCAGGCAGUGCCUAGAGGGCCAGCGGAGUCCCGGGGAGCCCCUGAAGCUGCGGUGCCCCACCUGCGACCAGAAGGUGUGCAUCUCAGAGGCCGGGGUGGACUCCCUGCCUUCCUCAAACUUCCUGUUCAGCAACUUGCUGGACGUGGUGGUGAGCUCCGAGGAGCAGAUCCAGAACAAGAACGGCCACCACAACCACCUCAGAGGAGGCUUGGGUGGAGGCCCCUCGGGUUUCCAUCACCCCCAUGGAGGCCUGCUGCACCCCAACCACCUGGGAGAGCCUGGGUGCAGCUCCUGUGACGAGGAGAACCCGGCCACCUCCCACUGCCUGGACUGCCAGGAGUACCUGUGUGACAACUGUGUGCGGGCGCACCAGAGGGUGAGGCUGACCAAGGACCACUUCAUCGAGCGCCUGGGGGAGAACCUCCACCUGAGCCGCCUCAACGUCAACAGCAACUCAGGGCAGCAGUCCCUCGCCCAGUCCCUGCAGAACAACUUCGCCCUGCUGUCCCUCUUCCAGGACCACAUGAGCUUCUGCCAGCACCACGACAAUGAGGUGUUUCUGUUCUUCUGUGAAACCUGCUCGGUGCCUAUCUGUCGGGAGUGCAGUGUGGGCCGUCACAUGGGCCACACCUUCGUUUAUCUACAGGACGCCGUACAGGACUGCAGGUCCAUCACCAUCCAGCUGCUGUCAGACGCCCAGCAGGGACGCCAGGCUGUGCAGCUAAGCAUGGAGAAGGUCCAGGCCAUGGCGGAGCAGGUGGAGAUCAAAGCCAAGGUGGUGCAGACCGAAGUGAAGGCCCUCGUGCUCCGACACAAGAAAGCUUUAGAGGAGAGGGAGUGUGAACUACUGUGGAAGGUGGAGAAGAUCCGUCAGGUGAAGGCCAAGUCUCUGUACCUGCAGGUGGAGAAACUGCACCAGAGUCUGACCAAGUUGGACAGCACCAUCGCCGCCGUCAGCCAGGUGCUGGACGAGGGCCGCCACCUGGACGUCCUGCUGGCCCGAGAGCGAAUGCUCACACAGAUCCACGAGCUGAAAGCUCUGCGGGGUUUGCUGCAGGCGCAGGAGGACGACCGCUUCAUGUUCACUCCUCCAGACCAGGCUCUGUACAUAGCCGUCCAGUCGAUGGGUCUGAUCAGCAGCGGAGCCUUCGCCCCCGUCACCAAAGCCCACGGCGAGGGUCUAAAAACUGCCCUACGUGGCAAACCCUCCUCCUUCACUGUGAUUGGAUACGACCAUGACGGCGAGCCUCGUCUCUCCGGCGGCGACACGGUGUCAGCGAUCAUCAUGUCGGUCCCGGACGGUCACCUGACGGCCGUGGAGGUCACCGACCACCAGAACGGCUCGUACACCGUGGGCUACCUGCCCAAGAGUGAGGGGGAGCACCUGCUGUCGGUGCUGGUGUGUAACCAGCACAUCCAGGGCAGCCCCUUCAAGGUGCUGGUGAAGUCGGGGCGCAGCUACGGAGCCCUGGGGUCACAGGUGGCAGCCUUUGGGAACGAGGGGGAGGGAGACGGCCAGCUGUGUCGCCCCUGGGGCAUCAGCGUGGACAAGGAGGGAUACGUGGUGGUGGCCGACCGGAGCAACAACCGCGUACAGAUAUUCAAGCCCUGCGGUGCCUUCCACCAUAAGUUUGGCUCUCUGGGUUCCCGUCCGGGACAGUUUGACCGUCCGGCCGGGGUUGCAUGUGACAGUCAGAGACGAAUCAUUGUGGCUGAUAAGGACAAUCACCGAGUGCAGGUGUUUACUUUUGAGGGCCAGUUCCUGCUGAAGUUUGGGGAAAAGGGUACCAAGAACGGGCAGUUCAACUAUCCCUGGGAUGUGGCUGUCAACUCUGAGGGUAAGAUCCUGGUCUCGGACACCAGGAACCACCGCGUGCAGCUCUUCGGCCCCGACGGCUCCUUCCUCAACAAGUACGGCUUCGAGGGGGCCCUGUGGAAACACUUUGACUCUCCCAGGGGCGUGGCCUUUAACCACGAAGACCACCUGGUGGUGACCGACUUCAACAACCACAGGCUGCUGGUCAUCCGGCCGGACUGCCAGUCGGCUCGCUUCCUGGGCUCCGAGGGCACCGGGAACGGGCAGUUUCUACGGCCCCAGGGCGUCGCCGUGGACCACGAGAACCGCAUCAUCGUGGCCGACUCCCGCAACCACCGGGUCCAAGUGUUCGAGCCCAACGGGAACUUCUUAUGCAAAUUUGGCACACAGGGGAAUGGCUUCGGACAGAUGGACCGCCCCUCCGGUGUGGCUGUGACGCCCGAAGGAGUCAUUGUGGUCGUUGACUUUGGAAAUAAUCGCAUCCUCAAGUUCUAAGAUUUAUUUUUGUGCAUUCUCCGCCUCCGUUUGCAGUUUUCUUGAUGAAGGAAAUGGAGGCGAGAGAAUGAAUCAACAGACACAACAGGAGGCGGGCGCAGAGAGGGUUGAGAGCAAGCUGCAGUGAAGGGAAAUUAAAACUAUAGAUUUUUUUUUUCAUGUGUAUUGAUAUAUAUUUUCCAAUCAGAUAUCUGGUAUGUAUGACAAAGGGGACCUCUACAAAUUGAUAAUCAGUAGAAAAAGCCAUAUUUCCAUUCCCCGGUCUCAGCUGCUCUGAACCCUCUCUGUGAGCUCCUCUGUAGUAUCCAUCUCAGGGAUUUUUUCACUUUUCUUGAAAUCUUGUACCCUCUGCUCCACACCUACCUCAUUUAACUCUUUAUGAAUGUACUCAUAAUCACUGAGCAGAGGUUUAAAGUCCGUGAAGUUUUACAAAGAAGAAAAGCCUACCUCUAUACUUUGUUAUUUAAGAAAGACAAAAAAAGAAUAGACUGUUCAGUUGAUAUUUGCACAGGAUUAAAGACAUUCUUGCUGUGCAUUUCGAAAUAUGAGUUAAAGUGAACCUCCUGAAUGUUGUUGCUGAGACAAUACUCAGACCGCUGUCGAGGCUACAUGAUUUAUUCUCAUUAGAGGGCUUCUCUCGGAGAGGGAUUAAGUGUCCUUUUUAAUGUUUUUUUUCGACUAGCUAGUUUUUUGCUUAUGCAUCGAUCCUUGUCUCUUUGUGGCUCUGCGGAGUUUGUCAUGGUCGCCUAAGAAGAGAGCGCGAAGCGAGGCCAAAAUAGAAAGAAUCUAAUUUAGCUCAGGUCACGGAGGACUGAUUGAAAUGAUCAGACUCCCCCUCUAGUUUUACUAGCUAAUGCCGAGUGAAUUUAUUGAGAAUUAAAAAUAUAUAAAGUCAUCUCCAAAACGAUCCCUAAAAUAAAUCCUGUUUUAAAAUAUGAUCAUCCAAUACUCCCCUUCCCCAACCGUGUCUCAUAAGACUGGAAGAAUUAUUGUCAAGACAACCUGAGUUGUUAUUCUCCAGUCAGCUGCAUAAAUGCAAACUAAAGCAUGCAGUAUCUAAAAGGGAGCACACCAAAGGAUUUUGGUGAUGAAUUUUGUUUCCAAGAUCCGGAUCUAUUAGCGAUCUUAAUAUAGAGAUGUAAUCAUUUAAUUGAAUGACACCUUUUUCAUGAGGCAUGCUGUGUGACAAAAGCCUCACAAGUAGACACCUGAUUUGGCUGUCCAGAGGACGUUAAUGACAUCAAAUGUAAGGCCUGACAUUUACAAUCCUUUUGAUUUGGAUGGUGGUUGAAAGCCACCGUCUGUGGCUCCUUGGGGCCCGGGAUUUAGUCGAAUGAGAGGGCGCGAUCAGGAAGUCCUGCCCUAUUUAUUGAUGUUGGAGUUGAGGAGAAACCUCCAGAUUGAGCGUCAGUAGACCGAUUCCUCGAAAGAUGGAAGUCUAUAGACUACUGGAGUUAACCAAAGUUAGAUUUUCUGUACAAUGGCCAACUGUAGAUUUGGCGAUUUAAAGAAAAAAAUAUAUAUCCCCUUUAAAAACAUUUUCUUAAAUAAUUAUUGUUGCUGGGAAGUCUCAAGUUCAUAAAGGGCCUGGAGUUGAGGUCAUAGUCCAUGUAAGGCUUAGAAGAACAAAGUGCACGUGAGUUUAUCAUGCACGUGCGCUUUGCCUUCCCGCUAUGACCUGCAGCUGUUUGAUCCAGGAUGUGACAGGAGAUUUCUGCAGAUGUUCGUGGUGUAGAGAACAGAAGAUACCCGCACCAAAGAUAACCCCCUUUCCCUCCCUCGCAUUUAUCGCCUCAAUCAAACCUCGCCCAUCUUUGGUCCUUUUUAGACGACCCGUAGACUCAGAAUAGCAUCUCAGAUCUGUACCUCAAUAGAAACUAAUCGCUACUAACUCUUGCAGGGUUUUAAAUCCCCUUGCCCUUUUUGUUUGAUCCGUGUCCCACUGGAAGCACUAGACAAUUAUUCGGUUCUGUUAGCCACUUCCUUAGCCUAGCGACGAAUUUUGGGACCUUUUGAAAAGAAUGACCGACCGGCGCUCCCCUCAGAGGAGAGGAUUUACGCCGUCAUAUCUCAGAUAUCCUGUACCUCAAUGUUUGUUUUACCUCCUUUCUCGUAUAUAUACCUCAACUCCUGAAUACCUCAAGUGUGUCACUCAUAGCUACUGUGCAUUUAAACAUUUAAAUACCUCAACUUGUUACACAUACCACGUUUUUACUCUUAUAUUUAAGCAUACCUCGUCUGAUUGUUAUGCAUUACAGAUAUACCUCAUUCUUUGAAUCUUCUUGUGUUACAGUGCAGUACAUGUCCCAUAGCUCUUGGACCAAAGAUCAUGGUUUUGUUGAAACAGAGAAAAAUUGUAUUAUGGUCAUCGCUCCAUCCUGCAACCCUGAGCAGCUUUUUGGUUUGUCUAAUCUACUGUAAAAUGCCUGGUGAACUAUGCCUUUUAUCAUCAAGAAACCAAAUAUUUCAGAUGAAAGCAUCGUGCCAAAAUGAUCUGUGAGAGUUCAGUGCCAAACGGAGUUGGCAUUGGGACCAGAAGUUGUAGACAACAAGUGUCACUGGACCGUUACAUCACAGAUACACAUGUGGAAUCAUGAGAGCACCUGGGGAUAAAUCCUCGCUCUCUGAUUGGAUGCACUUAAGAGGGCUGGGCCCAAUUUACCUCAAAAUGAUGAUGAACAUGCGGAUUACACUUGGGUGAGGGCAAGAUAAAGAGUUGAUAACUUCACAAAUCCGCCUUUGAACGCACAAGAAUUACCUCAAUUUUCAGCACAAUUUACAAAUAUUUCAGUGUGGAUUUUGCGGUUUAAACAAACGCAUCAUAGGAAUACGCCUAAGGCAUUACAACAGCCUGGUUUAUUAUUAAAGUGGAGCUAUUGGCACAUUGAUGGCGAGCCAGUUUGAUUCCACAGAGCCAGCUGCUUUGAACUCAACACUAGUUUCACCAGUAAGAUUGUUUUUUGCUUUUCAGUAUUAACUCUGUGAAAAUGUUCAUUCAUGUUGCAUCUGUUUUUUUUUUUAUUGCUGAAUUCUAUCUUUAAGAUCCUUAGGUCUACACUCUUAAAGAGGAAAAAAAAUGUAUUUUAAAACGUAAAUAUGUUUUUCAUUUUUUUGUUGCAUGCUUUAAAAAGUCCUUGUAUUAUAUUGAUAGGUGUUGAAAAAAAACUCAGAUGGGGUGGGGUAGCCGACUAUUGGGAUGGUUUUUACCAAAAUAUAUACCCAAAGAUGUGUAUGUGUGUGUUUAGGGUUGCGUUGGAUGGGAUUAACCUUUGACCUUUGCGAUUGUAUUUCCUGUUCUCAAGAGGCUCUGCAGAGCACAACCUGUUGGGCCAGACAAGCCUCAAGCCCUGAAAACAAAAGAGGCUGUUUUCAGAUUAAAAUGCAGAUGGCAGCUGCGCCCUUCCACCAUUAGUGCUUAAUUUACUUUAACUCCCUUUAGUCUGCAUAUUAGACAUAUUAACAUAUUGUCCUUCUGUAGAUCCCCCAAAUACGAUGAAUCCACAAGGUGGCCGUUUUGUGUAUUACCUAGUAAUGGGAACUCGCUCGCUGUCAUGUGAGAAGCAGCUAGCUUUCUGCAGCACAAACUAGCAAUCAGCUUCCUUCCUCGGCUUUAUAAGAAUCCAGGAAGUGCGGCGACGGCUGCUCAGCACGUGAUCGGUUGACUGCACUCCUGUUCGGUGUUUUAUUUUAUUUUAUUAUUGGGCCCCUGUGGUAUUUGUCCACCAUUUUUAUUGCUGGCCUCUCACGGCUGUAAGAGAGAAAAAGCAAAGCUGCACCAGUGCAAGGUCGAAGACCCUCUUUUAAUGAUUGUAUACUCUAAACACAGAAAGACAAAAAAAAUGUUGGAAAAUGUAGAAAGGAAAAAAAAAAAACUCAGGUAGUUUUCAACAGCCCUGCCCCGCAGGUGUCUCAUUGAAACGUGUCCCGUAGUGAUGAUGUAGUACCCCCCUCCCCUCCUCUCCUUAUGACCUCUCAGUACUAGUCUGAUUCUUUUGUGUGCCCCAUUUACAUAUUAUAAAACGAAUUAUUUCUAAAUCACUUUCGAUUAGAUUCCCCCUGAUUAAUCUUUGGGUUGUUUUUUUGCCAAUUUUUCUUUUACAAAAAGUGCAAACGCUCUCCACCACCUGACGUCCGUUGGCCCUUUUAGAAUGUAUUUUGUGAAGAAAAGGGUUAAACGGCGUCUUGUUGAUGCUUGCUCCCCACAACCGGCUGCCGGUCGCAGAACAAGACGCAACGCAGAGUUUUCUAUUCGGUGAUAAAUGUUCCACACCAGCAAUGCCUCGAGUGAGAGGUGGAAUCAUGUGUGUGUGUGGUGGAAACAUGCAGCACCUCGUUCUGAACCAGCUUUACGACAGCCUUACCCCGACGGGAGGCCUAAGGGUCUGACAGCCAGCUAAUCGUGUCCAAAAAUCUUGUUUGCGUUGUGUCCUGUUCUCCCGGCUGUUGGGUGUGUGUGAGUGUGUGUUGUGUUUGUGCGCUGCAUCCAUGUUGUGUAAGCAGAUAUCCACUGAAUGUAUCCUCCAACAGUCCAAGAGGCAGGGCGGGCCGGGGUGGUCCGCUGAGUUUAGAUGGUUGCUGCUGGCGCUUCCUCAUGCAGGCCUGGGUGUGUGUGUGCGUGUGUUUAUCAAGUCUAACCUUUCCUCCCUCUUUUACACACACACUCACACUCACACUGCUGAGUUUAAGUGCAGAUGUUAGGUUUUCAGUCUAAAUAAAGUAAAGGAGACUAUAAUAUAUUGGCCACCUGCCGCUCUCUCUGUACUCUGUGGACUUUAAACAUUUCCUAUGCAGUUUUGUUUGUUUCUUUGUUUACACUUAAAUAAAGUUGUAUUUCUUUGA
Trematomus bernacchii (emerald rockcod) is the source of this 8335-nucleotide messenger RNA. It is a transcript of the gene trim71, whose product is annotated as tripartite motif containing 71, E3 ubiquitin protein ligase. Bases 1001 to 3496 code for a protein of 831 amino acids. The record is from RefSeq and is a predicted model, not a curated record. Lineage: Eukaryota; Metazoa; Chordata; Actinopteri; Perciformes; Nototheniidae. The transcript is spliced from 7 exons. Gene Ontology annotation, molecular function: protein binding; zinc ion binding; ubiquitin protein ligase activity. Gene Ontology annotation, biological process: proteasome-mediated ubiquitin-dependent protein catabolic process; protein polyubiquitination.